AUGGUGCUGGCCUCCCUGCUUGAAGAUGACGAUCUCCUCCGGGAGAUCCUCCUCCGCCUCGCGCCGCAACCAUCCUCCCUCCCACGUGCCUCUGCCGUCUGCAAGCGAUGGCGAGGCCUCCUCACUGACCCUAGGUUCCUCCGCCGCUACUAUGCCCACCACCGCAAGCCUCCCCUCCUUGGUGUCUUUGAGACUCGCAGCGGGAGGAACCCCUUCAUUUCAACUUUGGACUCUCCCGACCGCAUCCCCCCCGAGCGCUUCGACCUACAACGUCACGACAACUUCCCCAAAAGUGUUCUUGAUUGCCGCCAUGGCCACGUCUUGGUCAAAUACUGGAUGCAGGAAGACCUCGUUGUGUGUGAUCCCAUCACCGCAGUCCUAUAA
Messenger RNA from Triticum turgidum subsp. durum (durum wheat), 384 nucleotides. Lineage: Eukaryota; Viridiplantae; Streptophyta; Magnoliopsida; Poales; Poaceae. The record is from the annotation of a GenBank genome assembly.